This is a messenger RNA of Trichomycterus rosablanca, 5098 nucleotides long. RefSeq names its product zinc finger protein 142 (gene znf142). Bases 178 to 4677 code for a protein of 1499 amino acids. The transcript has 7 exons. NCBI's taxonomy places the organism in Eukaryota, Metazoa, Chordata, Actinopteri, Siluriformes, Trichomycteridae. The record is from RefSeq and is a predicted model, not a curated record.
CCACUCACAUUCUCACUCUUGUUGUCUGUUUUCCAGAAUCAUUACUCAUUUUGUUUUAUAGGAUAAACUACAGGGAUACUUGUGGAGACCUUGUGAUGAGGAUCAUCCCAUCAUCCUAAAAUCUGAUGCAGCCUAAUUCAGCAUGUUCACGUGGAAAACUUACUAACUGUAGAAAAGAUGGAAGAACAAAAGCUAGAUGAGUGCAGUAAGAAAUCUGGCAGUGAGAUUUCUAACAGAGCUGGUGACCUGGAGAGAGUUAUUUUACAAGACAGAAAUGAGACGGUGAGUAGGAAAAGCAAACAAGAGGCUCGCAAAAAGAGAAACUCGCAAAAUCGUCCAGCUUUAUCUCAAGACGUGAAUGCGGAUGCAGAUUUCGCACGGCCUCCAGCAAAGAAAAAGCAAAGCAAAGGAGUGAAAACAUCAGUUCAGAAAGGAAAAACAUCUGUAGCGCCAGGUAUCCAAGAGCACGUGGCAGAGGGUACCGAACACAUCUUCCGCACUCACAUAUGCACAGAAUGCCGGCGCUGCUUCAAGACUCGCUCGCACCUGAAAGAGCACAUGCGCCUGCAUUUCCCAGACCCCAGUCUACAGUGCCCCACGUGCAAGAACUUCUUCACCAGCAAGAGCAAACUGCGCAUUCACAUGUUACGAGAAUCUGGUGAGAAGCUGCACCGCUGUCACCUGUGUGAGUACGGCACGGUGGAACGGAACACACUGCGUCGCCACAUCACCAGCGUCCAUGGCCAUCAAGAAGAGACUGAGGAUCCCAGUGAACUCUUCACGUGCCCGACUUGCCAAACAAGCUUUGGGCAGAGUCAGGCACUAAAGCUGCACAUGAAGUCUCAUCAGAUCUCACACCAAGGGCAACCCUUACCCUGCUUGCACCAAGGAUGCUCCUUUCAGAGCUCAGACAAGAAGCUGCUCCAGAAGCACCUGCUGGAUGAACACGGUGUCGAGGCUGUAGAGUGUACUCACCACGCGUGCUGUGCCUUAUUCAGGAGUAAAGACGACAUGGAGGCUCAUUUCCGCACACAUCAGGCCUUCCACUGCACCCAGUGCGACUUCUCGUGUUCCAACAAGAGCCGUUUUCAGCAGCACAGGCGACAGGGCCACGCCGGAGAGACUCAGCUCAGGUGCAGCUUCUGUUCUUUUACCAGCUUCAAUCCGGUGGAAUUUGAGCAGCAUGUUGGGCACCUUCAUGCCAACGAGAAAACACACAAGUGCCAAGAGUGCAGCUUCGUCACUGCUCACAAAAGAGUUCUGAAAAGACACAUGUUGAUGCAUACUGGUGAAAAGCCCCACAAAUGCGCGCUGUGUGAGUUCCGAUGCCGGGACGAGACGUACCUCUCGAAACACAUGCUGACACACUCCGACGACAAGCAGCACAUGUGUUCAGAAUGCGGUUACGUUACCAAAUGGAAGCACUACCUGAACGUUCACAUGCGCAAACAUACCGGCGAUCUCAGGUACAAGUGUAACCAGUGCAUGUAUCGCUGUCACCGCAUUGACCAGCUGAACAGCCAUAAGCUCCGUCAUCAAGCGAACUCUCUGAUUUGUGAGGUGUGCGCCUAUACCUGUAAGCGAAAGACCGAACUGCUCAAGCACAUGCAGCUCAAACACUCAUCAGGAGAAAAUCACCAGCCUCGAGUUUACCGGUGCAAGUUCUGCUCUUACUCCACAAAGUACCGCCAAGCUCUGCACAACCAUGAAAACUGCAAACACACCCAGACAAAAGAGUUUCGCUGCGCCCUCUGCUCCUACACCACCUUCAGCAACACAGGGCUCUUUCUGCACAAACGGAAGGUCCAUGGGUACGUGCCUGGGGAUGCCAAGUGGUUGGAAAUGUACGCAGAGAAAGAGAGACGGAACAACUCCGUCGAUGAGAUGCAGAGCUUUUACUCUAAUGUCUCUGAAAGAGAAGUGGGUUCUGGAAGCGAUUCAAAAAACAAGCAAGUGGUCUCGGAAAGUAUUGGUCUUCAGACUCUUAAAAGCUGUGAAAUAGCAAAUGACGAGACCUCAGAGCCUCAGGGCAGCUCUGAUGCUAAUGUAUCUGAGAAAGAGACGACCAAAGUUAUUAAAGACCAAGAGCAACGUGGUCUUCUAACGCCAUCUUCAAACGCUGACGAGGAAAACCCAGAGACUUCACAUUGUGAGACCGAAAACCAGGGAGUCAUGCCUUCAAGCGAGCCAACCGGGGACUCCCCAAGCUCCUGCCCCUUAUCUGAUGAUCCUCAGUUCCCUAACGGAUCUGUAAGUGACGAGGAAGAGGACGAGUUGGUGCCAAACUGUGAGGAAAGUAGCGCCAUAGAAGACCAGAUACCAGACAGAGCGAAUGAGACCUCAGCAACCGAGGCAGCAGGUUUGGAGACUCAGCUCCAGGUCAUGAGGAGGCAGGACAAAGACCAGGCAGAGGCCCUGAUCCUGGAGGGUCGAGUGCAAAUGCUGGUGGUUCAGACCGAACAAAACGUGUACCGGUGCGAUCACUGCUCUUAUGUGACGCACAGGCAGGCGGCCUUGCUGCUGCACUGCAGAUCGUCCUGCCGGGUGACGAAAGCAGCUCUUCGGUGCCAGGACUGCGGCUUGUGCUUUAAACAGCGACGCUCUUUAAACACCCACCGGCUCAGGAAGUGUCCUGCUGUACAGAAGAAGAAUAGGAAGACCUGCGCAGGGAACGCUUUGAGAGAUAUCGUGAUUGAUCAGAGCCAGGAGGAAGCACAAAGGAACGGUCACGACAGAGUGACCGACAGUGAGGAGAACGUCACUCAAAGUGCGUCAAUCGAUUACAGUGAUUAUGAUGGAAAGUUUAGAUGCAAUUCUUGCUCCUUUUCAUGUACGAGGAAAGCUACGAUAGCUCGGCACUGCGCACAAUGCACGGAAAGCACAUCAAAAAGAAACCUGGCUGUAAAUAAAGAUGCCGCAAAUCCAGAAAACAAACCAAGUCAGAUGGAUGGAGAGCCAGAACGUCGAGAAGAAGAUGGAAACUGUGAAGAAGAUUUGGAAAGAAAAAAGACUCUAAAACGCUUUUCCUGUCCAAAAUGCCCGUUUGUUUGCCAACAAAAGAGAGCGUUAACCAGUCACGAGAAACGGGGAUGUCUGAAGCCGGGUGAGAUCCAGUGUCAGCACUGUUCAUACGUCACAAAAUCAGAGAAAUCUCUAAAUCAUCACGUCCUGAUACACGGUAAAAACAAGGGUGUUAAACGAGGCAAACAGGCUGAACUCUGUUGCAAGCUUUGCCCCUUUACCUGCAAGCAGGAGCGACGCAUGAAUCAGCACGUCGCCCUGAAGCACGAGGGCAUCCGUCCGUUCUGCUGCCGUUUCUGCGGCUUCACGACGGCGCGCCGCCACCGCCUCGACGCCCACGAGUCCCUGCACACGGGUAUCGGCCGGCAUCGGUGUGAACUCUGCGACCAGACUUUUGGCACCUCGUCCAAGCUACGCCUACAUCGCCAGCGCAUCCAUGACAGGAAGCCGACGCAUUUCUGUUCUCUGUGUGACUACAAAGGCUACAACCCUACCGACAUCAGCCGCCACGUCGUGAGUUGCCACACCGGAGAUCUGAGCCACCCUUGCAGCCGCUGUGACGCCAGCUUUAGCUCAGACGUUGCAUUAAAACAGCACUUUAAGCGAACACACCAGACCUCCAGCAAACAUCGCUGCUCUCAGUGCAGCUUCACGUGCAGCACCCAGGCUGUCCUUAAAGCCCAUCUGCACAGUGAACAUUCUCAAAAUACAAACGUCACCUCACAAGAGACGCCCGAUCGCAGCAAGGUCUUCCGUGUGCACCGGUGCCCGGAUUGCGCUUUCACCACAGCGAAGAAGCUGACGCUCAUCCAGCACAUCAUGGACGAGCAUGAGAACGGACCCGACGAGGAGAAAACCCUGAAGUGUGACAUCUGCAGCUUCGCUUGUGUCCACCAGUUGGUGUUUGACCAACACGUCCGAUCACACGGUGGUACCUGUCACUAUAAGUGCACCGAGUGUGACUUCUCGACCCGGAACAAACUGAAAAUCACCUGGCACAUUCGUAUACAUACAGGAGAGAAACCGUACCGCUGUGAUAAAUGCGACUACACCUGCGCCGAUCCUUCCCGACUGAAGUAUCACAUGAGAAUUCAUCAGGACGAGCGCAAGUACCUCUGCCCAGAGUGUGGGUACAAAUGCAAAUGGAUCAAUCAGUUAAAAUACCACAUGACCAAACAUUCAGGAGCCAAACCGUAUGCCUGUGCGGAAUGCGAGUAUCGGACCAAUCGCGCCGACGCCCUGCGCAUCCACUGUGUGACGCGGCAUCGAGAUACGCGGCCCUUCAUCUGCGAGAAGUGCGGCAAGGCUUUUAAAACGCGCUUCCUGCUCAGGACUCACCAGAAGAGGCACAGCGAUGACCGGCCCUACGUCUGCUCCCAGUGUCACAGGGGCUUCCGCUGGCCGGCCGGUCUUCGUCACCACUACCUCAGCCACACCAGUCAGCUACCCUUCAGCUGUCGCCACUGCAACUACCGGGCCAAGCAGAGGUUCCAGGUGGUGAAACACCUGCACAAACACCAUCCGGACAAGUCCACGCAGGGUGGGGUGGUCAAGGACCCGAACGUUCAGGCUGUCUCACUACAGAAAGGCCAGCAUGGGCCAAAGCAAGAUGUGGACAUGGACACACAUGGGGAAGAAAAAACAACAGAGCAGUAGCAUUGUCUCUUUUUUAAUCUUCAGUGUUUUCAGAAGCUGUUGCACCAAAUGUGAAGUGAUUAUUCAGCAUGAAAAAUCAUUCCUAGCAUGCAAGGAGUCUGUGAUAUAUGUCAGGUAAAGUCAUUGUGUAUACAUGUACAUGAAUAUACGUUGCAGUUGUUUUUGUGCAAGUUUUAAAAACCAUAGAAAUGACUCGUUUAAAUGUGCAGAACAGUAGUGGCAAAUUGUGCAUGAUUUAUUGCUAUUUUCUACUCUGAAAAGGAAUAAAAAGGUGUAUACUGUAUUUAUAUACAUGAUGGAUAAAUGUGUACAGAUCGAUAAUGUGUGAAUAGGUUGGUGGACGGACAGAAGGUCGGACAGAUAUAUAGCAGUGGUAAACUGUAUGAAAUACAAUGACAAAAUGAAUAAAUUAGUAAAUUAA